Messenger RNA from Cynara cardunculus var. scolymus (artichoke), 1434 nucleotides. RefSeq names its product nucleolin-like. The record is from RefSeq and is a predicted model, not a curated record. NCBI's taxonomy places the organism in Eukaryota, Viridiplantae, Streptophyta, Magnoliopsida, Asterales, Asteraceae. The transcript has 5 exons. Bases 1 to 1434 code for a protein of 477 amino acids.
AUGGUGUUCGCCAAAAUCUUCAGAGACAAGUACUCCAAGAAAGGUAACCUUCCUAUCUACAAGCUUGGAUCCAGGAUUCUGGAUCAUAAGCUGAGAGAUGGAGACAUUGCACUCUCUGCUAUAGUGCAAACUGUCUCUUCUUUCUCUCUUUCUUCUCCUUCUAAGGUGGUUAAGACUAAGAAAAACCCCUUGAAGUCUAUCCUGACCACCACCAUCCUUUCUACCAAACGUCCAUCUUCUCAACCCACUCUUGGUUCUCCAUCGAGGGCCAAGAAAGCCAAAAAGGGAACACCUACGUCUCUGGCUGUGACCUCUCAAAAGGUCUCAGCUAUUGAAACUCGCCUUACCCGCGAGGCCCUUUCAGUUACCGUUCCCAUCUCUUCAGUGAUUCCUACAGUCACUGUCGUACCUGUGGCUCAGCUCCCAACGGCCUCCGUGACCCAAAUCACUGAAGCAACUAUCCUCCCUGAUGAUGAAACACCCACCAUUGGACCUGAGAUUGCUCUUCUUGAGGCAUCUCAGCAAACAGUCGGCAAUCCUCUCAAAGGAAACUUGGACCGAACCAAUGUUAAUCCUUCAGAUAACGUUGAUGAACCCUCAACCAUAGCCAAAGAGGGAGAGACAGAGUCUGGAGAUGCUGCUGCUGAAGCUGUUGCCGCUGAAACUGUUGUUGUCCCAGCAAAUCAUAGUGAAGCUGAAGCUCAUCCUGAAGCUGAAGUUGAGGUUGCUGAUGAAAAUCCAACUUCCUGUGAAGCUCCUGAAGCUGAGGAUGUUGAUACCAUCCGAGCUAGCGCUGAAGCUCGUGACGAAGACCUUCCAAUCACCUUUGCAGCUAAUGCUGGUGAUAUGGAAGAUGAUGAUGAAGAUGAAGACGGUGAUUCUCCCGACCUUCCUGACGCUGGUGAAGAUCUGGGUAACGAUGAUGAUGAAGACGACGAUGAUGACGACUUCACCAUACAGUACCAGAGACCUUCCAGAUGCCAUGAAAGGCGUCGCUCUCAAGGAUUUUGCAUCCCGGGGGAGCAUGGGGAGAAAGAGAAGGAGACUCCAGAAAAGAAAGAGAACACCAAGUCAAAAGAAAAGGGUGUUGUUGAAGAAAGAAACUUAAAGGCAUUUCCUUUUUCUUUAAAAGAUCGGGAUAAGGAUAGGCUAUAUUCGGUACCCCCUAUUUCGGUAGCGACUUGGAACCAAAUGGCGAGGAAUCAGGACGGUACCGGAUCUGAACUUAAGGUGAAAAAGAGCCAGAGGAAAGAAGAGAAAGAGGCCAAGAUUAUGGGGACCAAACAAAGUGAGGAAAUAGUUGAAGAAAAGAUUGUUGAGGGAAAAGGUGCAACACACGAAGUGAUCAUCCAACCACCGUUUCCAAAGAGAUUCAAGCAAUCAAAGAAGGAUCAAGAAGACAAGGAGAUCAUAGAAACUUUUUUGUCGAGUUGA